Phlebotomus argentipes is the source of this 3455-nucleotide messenger RNA. RefSeq names its product choline transporter-like 2 (gene Ctl2). Gene Ontology annotation, biological process: transmembrane transport. Gene Ontology annotation, molecular function: transmembrane transporter activity. The transcript has 9 exons. Bases 622 to 3024 code for a protein of 800 amino acids. Gene Ontology annotation, cellular component: membrane. Lineage: Eukaryota; Metazoa; Arthropoda; Insecta; Diptera; Psychodidae. The record is from RefSeq and is a predicted model, not a curated record.
UGAUCAUUUGACUCUCGCUGAAUCGGUCGAUCGCGCUCCGGCAGCUUUUGUUGGCUUUUGCUCACAAAUCGGCGGAGCCAUCAACAAAAGUUGGACAGGAAAUGGUCAUUUUUUGUCUUCUGUGGGUGUGAUUUGUAAUAAUUUGAUUGUGUGCCAAAAAGUUAAUGCUGUAGCCACAACUGGCAGCAGAAUGUUUUAUUGAGUCUUUGGGCAGAAAUGGAACCGUAAUGUCUCUAAACUUGAACUUGUACUCGAGUGCAUGUGUCCUCUGUCUUGAUCACAUAUCAUGAUACAAUUCUCAGUGAGUUUAUGAGGAAAUUUUGAAAAGAGAUGCCACAACUGUUUGGUGUAUUCCAAUAUCUAGCUGGGUUUGUGGGAGAGAAACGGAGAGUGAGAAAAUUAGCGUUAUUGGGAAAAAAGACACUCGACAGCAUGUGAUAUAAGAGACACUUUUAUCAGUGCGUUUGUGUUGGCAAAUAUAAUGUGUGUCUUAUUUUGUGUCGCACGGAAAGAGAAUUGACACUGUGGCAUUACAGAGGAAAAAAGUGCUGCAAAUGCACUUUGGGCUCUUUUAGUCCGGCCCAAGAGUUCAGUGUGUGAGGAUUUGGCAAAAUUCUGGCAAUGGGUUGCUUUUCCAGCAAGGAAAAGUCGUCCUCAAGGCGGAACAGUGAUGAUGAUCGAGGAAGAGAGGAGAAUGAUCGUCUCUUGUAUAGUGAGCCCAUGAAAUAUGACCCGAACUUCAAGGGACCUCUGAAGAAUCGCUCAUGUACGGAUGUGAUCUGUCUUUUGCUCUUUGUCUUCUUCCUCGUCGGAUGGGGCGUUGUUGCUUACUAUGCUUACAGAAAUGGUGAUCUGGACCGUCUCCUAGUGCCAACAGACUCGCAAAACAAUCGCUGUGGAGUCGACAGCAAUGUGCUCAACAAGCCCUAUCUCUUCUUCUUCGAUCUCUCGCGAUGUGUGGACAUCACGGUGCCCAUCAACGGCUGUCCCACGCCUCAAGUGUGCGUGGAAAAGUGUCCUGACGAACCGUUCCUCUUUGAUAUGUUGUCACAAGAUGAGAGGAUUGAAAACAUUAGGGAUCGUCUGAUCUGCGAUGUGGAUGUCGAUAAGAAUGACAUCACAUCGCAUGCGAUGGCCAAAGAGUACGUGGAUAAUAAUCGCUGUGCUCGCUGGUAUCUGCAGAGUGUUCCAUUUCUCAAUCGGUGCAUCUCUGAUUUGUUAACAUCGAGUUGCCCCAGAAUUCCCAAAUCUUAUUCGGGUGGCACAAGCAAGAAGACCGACGUGUUCAGAGCGGCUCUCCUCACCACGAACCGGGACCAGUGGCCCGUGGGGCAGCAGAUUGAUGGGCGAUCGGCUCCAGAGAGCGACGAGCCGGCGUUCAGGAAGUGCGAGGAAAAUCGUCGCAUUGGUCGUGAGAUCAUCUAUGACAAAGUGAAGAAGACCAAUACGUAUUUGGCCCGUUUUAUGGGCAACACUCUGGCUCACAUCACAAACAGGACGGAAGCUCAUCAGAUUGGCCAAAUGGUCGUUGAAGAUGUCAUCGAUUCCUGGUGGCAAAUUCUAAUAGCGCUUGGAAUUACCAUGAUUGUUUCGCUGCUGUUUAUUGUGAUCAUGAGAUGGAUAGCAGCACCAGUGAUUUGGUUCUCAAUUCUUGGGGUCAUUGCAGUGCUAGGAUACGUGAUCUACUAUAGCGCCACGACGUACAUUCAAUUGAGGGACAAUCCAGUCUACGAUGCCGCGCCAGGAACGAACAUCAAUGCCAUUAUCAAAUCCUACUUGGACAACAAGAACACGUGGUUGUACAUCAUGAUAGGUGUAUCCAUUCUACUGCUGAUCAUAUUACUUCUAGUGCUGGUUUUGAGAAAGAGGAUUGUGAUCGCUAUCGCAUUAGUCAAGGAGGGAAGCAAGGCUGUGAGCUCAACCACGUCCACUAUAUUCUUUCCAUUGUUUCCCUGGACUCUGUACUUGCUAGUGAUCGCCUUCGCUGUCGCCGUAGGGCUCUACUUAGCCUCUGUGGGCGAUCCUGUGUAUCGAGUAGUGGGACUCAAUAGCACGAACCCCGACGGAUGCGUUUGUACUGGACCGCCAGAGGGAAUCUACAAGAAUGGGGACUUUUGCUAUCCAAGUCUCUUCCACCAGCACUGUCAUGAGCCCAUUCAGGGCGCUUUCUUCAGGCAAGAAAGAGCCCCUUGUCGCACAGCCUCGUGUCACUUCCAGAGAAUAGAGAGUCCGAAGGUUGUGGGAUAUUUUCACGCAGUGAAUGUUGUGGGAUUCUUCUGGCUACUCUUCUUCGUUUCGGCUUUCAAUGAAAUGGUCCUGGCAUCGGCAUUCUCCACAUGGUACUGGACAUUCCACAAGUCAGAUGUGCCCUUCUUCAAUGUCACCAUUUCGAUGGGGCGCACGAUGCGAUAUCACCUCGGAACAUUAGCUUUUGGCUCACUAAUCAUAACAAUAUGUCGGAUCAUUCGCUGCAUUCUGGAGUACAUUGACCAUAAGCUCAAGAAAUUCGACAAUGAAGUCACUAGGGGUAUCCUUUGCUGCUGCAAAUGCUUCUUCUGGUGCCUGGAGAAGUUCCUCAAGUUCCUAAACAGGAAUGCGUACAUCAUGUGUGCUAUACAUGGGAAGAACUUCUGUGCCAGCGCCCGAGACGCCUUCAAUUUGCUCAUGAGAAACUUCCUGCGUGUGAUUGCGCUGGAUAAAGUCACAGAUUUCCUCUUCUUCAUGGCCAAGGUGUUGAUUUCGGCGGGAAUGGGAGUGGCCACGCACUUCUUCAUCAAGAGCCCACACAGCAAUCUUAAUCUCAACUACACCUUCGUGCCCGUGAUAAUUGUGGCGAUCGGAAGUUACCUCAUAGCGUCUGUCUUCUUCUCCGUGUACUCAAUGGCCGUGGACACACUCUUCCUCUGCUUCCUGGAGGACACUGAGCGCAAUGACGGCUCUCCGGAGAAGCCCUACUUCAUGUCCAAGCAACUCAUGAGGAUCCUCGGAAAGAAGAACGAAGUUCCCCGCCACAGGUAUCGAUAGGCAGUCAGAGGAUGGUAGACGGAAGUAUUCGAGAGGGAGUUUAUAUCCCUGUGAUCUUUGGCAGGAGUCAGGAAGGUCGUUUUCAAGCGAGUUCCUUUUUGUACCAAUUCUUUAGGUAGUUCAUUUUUCUAAGCAGAUUAUUUAUACAAAUUUACUGUGUGUUGGGGAGGUGAGUAUGCAAAGUAGAGCUCAAAGGAUUAUAUCAGACGAAGACUGGAAGUCUUUAGUGAUUAGCUGUGAAAUUAUUUUUCUCAACAAGAAAAAGAGUUUGUAAAAAUUUUCGUGAGUGUUCUUAAAUUUCCUCAUUUUUUUCUCAUUACUAAGCAGUAUAAUAACAAACUGAUGGGACGAAUUGUAGCUUUAAGAGCAACUGAUCAAGGCGUAUUAAUAAAUAUUCUAGUUGGACUGCAGUCCAGAGAAACCCAGGAAAA